AUACAUUUCAUAUGCUGCUCUCAGGUUAGAGUUUACAGCAACGCUAUACUGACACUUGAUAUGUGAAAUCUUAAGUUGGCAGUGCCUUAUAUUUUUCACAAUGAAUUUUGUAAUCGGCGAAAGCUAAUACAAGCUUUUGAUUUUUUAGAGAUUUUCUAAAUUUCUUCUCGAAUCUACGUUCUUUACCAAAAUGAAAUUAUGCUAAUAAAUGGUUAAUAUGACUUUCGGUUAAUAUAUUAGCUAAUUAAAUGAUAUAUAUUUAUGCAAAUUAAAGCAAUACUGUGUACAAAACCUCGCCAAAGUAGAUUUCACAACACUUUCCCAGAAGUGAUUUUAAACGCAUUUUGUCUAGACCCUGCGGUUUAAAAGGCAACAAGUCCAAUUGUGAUGUAUUUCCAUCGAUUCCACUUGAAAAAUAUUUAUUAAUAUAAAGCGAAAUUAAAAAAAAAAAAUAAUGUGUGAUUAUACAAAUGACGCAAGCGGCACACCAUAUGAGUUUUUCCUGUAGCAUACCUGAUAAAAUAAGCUGCUGUGUACAACGCUGGUCUAUCGAUAUAAUAUAAUAAAUUGGGCUGCAUGAGAUUGCAAAUAUCCCCUUUUCAUGGCCAUCAGGCCUGAUUAUAUAUGUUCUAUUAAUUUGACAUUUCAGUCACUAACCUCAAACAUGGGCCAAAAGUGACAAGUUAAAAUAACUUUUUUUUAGCAACAAUCGAAAAAUAUACAUAUGUGUAUUGACAUUACAAAGAAAAUAUAUAAGAUCAUAUAAAGUGACACGCUGGGAUAAACAUAUUAUUAUUGUUAAAAGUAGAUAAAAAUUUAAUAGUUUUAUAAAAUUUUGAUAAGUGAAAACACAUAGAAAAUUUAUAUACUUAUAUAGUGUUGUGAAUUUACACAAUCGCCAAGGUGUUCGGUUCUGUAUUAUUGUAAAUAACUUAAAAUAUGGAAAAAGAACGUUGCGUAAAGUAUGCCGGCAAUGCCUCCGAUGAAACUCACGAGCGAGUUGAAUUUUCACAUAAGAAGCACAAAAAAUCAAAGAAGAAAAAAAGUCACAAAGCCCGUGAAAGAUCUCAAAUUCAUAGUGGAAGCAACAGCUUACGGCGGCAUCCGUCUUCCAGUGCGAAUAUGAAAAGAAGAGAACGUGAUGGCAAAUCACAAUUACUGAAUCAAAGUGGUGUAAAUGAUGUCGAAUACUCGGAUGUCAGUUCGACAGAUUUCUCUGAUCCGGAGGCAGGUGAAAUUGAUUCGGACCGACCCGACGCUGGAAUUAAAUGCGCUAACAGUGGGUCAUACAAUAAAUGCCAAAACGAGAGAAGUUGUAAACAGAUUAAAGAUUCUCAUUCACCAUUGACGAAAUCGUUGAUGAAAUCCGAUUUGAACAUUAGCAGUGAUGAGGAAAAUUACAGAAAAAAACGGAAGGAAAGUUUAGAAAACCUGUCAAAACUUUCGCCAAAUCGUGUCCGACGUAUUAUACUUGGUUCUCCGGUGCACGUGGCCACGAAGGCCAGCAAUUCAUCUGCACAUAAUGUUUCCACAAAAGUUUUGGAAAAUAUAAAGGACCGCCAUUCUGUAGGUCCGUCCAAUGCUAAUUGCGGGAACAAUCAUAACCCACAGAAAAGUACGCCUGCCAGCGGUGAUUCGGACUGGGAUACAGCACUAGAUCCUUAUUUAACAUCCGAUACUAUUGAUACUGAUGAAUUGGAAGCAGAAUUGAAGCGGCAAAAAAGAAAGAAAAACAAAAAGGAUAAGAAGCACAAGCGCAACCGAAAAGCAAAGAAACGUAAAAAGAAGCGAACUAAAUCGUACUCAAGUAUUGAUUCAAUAACCGACAACGAUUUGGAUAUGGUUUUAGAGGCCACAAAACAUUAUACACCACCACCGGUUACAGCAAUGACAACCAAUUGUCCGGAUGAACGCACCUAUACUCCAAUAAAAGAGCGAAGUCCACAAUCACCUGAUACCCCGCCGCCUGCGCGUACUAAUAACAAUAAUAGUUACUACUCAGAAUCCGUAAGUCUUUCGGGAGCGGGGGUUGGCACGGGAGCAACUUCUCUUUUAAAUACAUCUAAUAAUCUCAUCGGUCUGCAGGUUAUUGUAACGAAUCGAGGUGGUAGUGCACGACAUUGUACGCCCUCACGCAGCUCCGCUAAUAAAGGCAGAUUCUCCAGUGCUCACUCCCCGCAUACACCACCGCUUUACGCUAGCAGCGUCAGCAGUACAUCGGUGCGUGAAGGACGAGUGAAUUCUCGAUAUAUUUUAAGUCCAAUUAAGGAAGAUCAUCGUCACCAUCAUCAUUUGAAUCGUUCAGACACAGUGAGUUCAAGCAAUCAUCACUACCAUCAGCGUCAGUCUGCGAUAACUAGCAACGACAAUCGCAAAUUUAAAGAGGCAGAUCGAUACUAUCACCACCAGCCAACUACUCCGCCACAUAAAAAGCGAAAAUUACAUGACAGCCGCCCAUCUACCUCUGCGGCCGUAUACUACGAUCAGAGUCGUCACAAUAGUAGUACAGGCCGUACCGUACGUGGAAACGAUUGUGACCGCUAUAAUAGGGAAAACUACUCCCGACGUUAUACAAGAAGCCCGAGUGUAACUCACUCUCGAGUUAGACAAUCCCCAAGUACAUCCUCUGCUUAUCGCAUUAGUGGUACUCACAAACACAAAUAUACUACGUCAUCCCCCUCCCCAGUUCGUUCGCGAUCAUCGAAGCGAAGUGAUCGUUUUCCAUCACGCUCACGCUCACCACGUCCGGGUCGCUAUGCGGAUUCAUCUUCUACGUCGCCCAUAAGUGGUGCGACGUACAAUCAAGCGAGUCAUCCUUCAACAUCACGUUACAGACAUACCCAUUUGAGACGUUCGCCCAUUAGCGUGUCACGCAGCCGAUCUCGUUCAAAAUCCUCUUCUCCGCCUAAUGAUUUAAAGCAGAAACGAAUAGAAUAUAGUAAGAAAAUAAGCGAAACCAGCUUAUUUGCUGAAUUGGUGAAAGACAAACAUAAAAGGCAGAAAGCUCUUCAGGAAAUUAUCGAGCGCCAAGAAGAAAAUAGCAAUAGUAACGGAGCUCUCGCAAUAAACGAGAAUAGCUCAUCUGUCGAUAGUGGUACUGUUAGGACUGCAACAAAUUCAACGAAUACACAAGUAAGUGUAUCAUCAGAUGCCAAAAUAGAUGCUGCGGUAAUCAAUUUAGAACCACCGGAAUCUACUGUUACUAGUAAUGGUGUCUACAAUAGAACCUCCGUGGAUAUAAAUAACAUUCCGAUGCCUCAGCUAGGAUGCAAAACUACGAGCAAAGAAAGCGGCAUUGACGAAACAGAUAAAGUUUCGAAUGCAGCAAAGCAAAGUGAUCCUAUUAAAACACAGAAACCUAAAAGCCUUACAGCACUGCCUAUGCCACCAGGUAUGACGGCUGCCGACUUAAAUGUGGCUUCAACUCCUUCACCACCUAAUCAUCAUAGUACAGCGCCAAAGCAUCAAGCUAUCGCAAAUGUCAAUAUUGCAUCAACACCUCAGAGAAAAAGCGCACUUGCGUCUACAUUGUUGACCCCAAGCAAAAGCCUUUUAAAUUUACCUAUGCCUCCCAUGGUUCCAGGUAGCGAAGAACUCAGUGGUGAUGACGAGUUGAUUAACAGUCCUGAAGAUUUCGACGCUAUUACUAACAAUGUGAACAACAGCCGCGUUCAAGCCAAGACAACUGUAAAUGCUGGAUAUCCUUGUAUUGCAUCUGUGAAACGUAAACGUCCAAUAAUAUUGAAUCGGCGGGAUUCACGAAACAAUGUUCGCGAUUGGGGUGAUCGUUGUGUUGAGGUUUUUGAAACAAUUGCCCAAAUUGGAAAGGGUACAUAUGGUCAGGUGUAUAAAGCCCGCGACCAUCGCACUAAAGAAAUGGUGGCUUUAAAAAAGGUUCUAAUGGACCAUGAGAAAGAAGGGUUUCCUGUUACUGCGGUUCGUGAGAUUAAAAUACUUCGUCAACUUAAUCAUCCGAACAUUGUAAAUCUUCAUGAAGUUGUAACUGAUAAACAAGAUGCUCUUGAAUUCCGUAAUGAUAAAGGAUCAUUCUACUUGGUUUUCGAAUAUAUGGACCAUGACCUCAUGGGUUUAUUGGAGUCUGGCAUGGUUGAUUUUAAUGAAGAAAACAACGCUAGUAUAAUGAAACAAUUAUUGGAUGGACUGAACUACUGCCACAAGAAAAAUUUCCUACAUCGUGACAUAAAAUGCUCCAAUAUAUUGAUGAAUAAUAAGGGGCAAGUAAAAUUAGCAGAUUUUGGUUUGGCGCGACUCUACAAUGCAGAGGAUCGCGAGCGUCCUUACACAAAUAAGGUGAUUACUCUAUGGUACCGACCACCGGAAUUGCUUCUUGGCGAGGAACGUUACGGUCCCGCUAUUGACGUUUGGUCGUGUGGGUGCAUAUUAGGAGAGCUUUUUCAAAGACGUCCGUUAUUUCAAGGCAAUUAUGAAAUGGCUUUGUUAGAGAAUAUAUCGAAAGUAUGCGGGUCUCCAGUGCCUGCAGUUUGGCCGAAUGUCAUCAACCUCCCCCUCUUUCAUACACUCAAACAGAGACGUCAGCAUCGAAGACGUUUACGUGAAGACUUUGAAUUUAUGCCAACUCAGGCAUUGGACCUGCUCGAUAGGAUGCUCGAAUUGGAUCCAGAUCGACGCGUCACUGUCGAAGAUGCCCUAAAUUCGCCAUGGCUUCGCAAUGUCAAACCUGAAGAAAUGCCCGCCCCAACACUGCCCACUUGGCAAGAUUGUCAUGAAAUGUGGAGCAAAGAACGACGGCGCCAGCAGCAACAACAACAUCAUCAUCAUCAACAGCAGCAACAGACACAUAAUCAUCCUGUAACGCCUACAACAGUGGGUGCGGACGCGUAAAUGUUAUUCUAACUGAUCCGGCAAUCCAGAUAACUGAGAAUUUUUCAACGCAAUAGGGAGCAUCUAUUACAACGUCUACGAUAUGUACACGUAUGCCUCUGGAACCAUUAGCACCAUAACAAAAGGGAAUGCAAGAGAUACUCUUCGAAAUGCUCAGCUCACCAUUUACCGUUGUAAGAGUCUUGUAUUUCUUAUUAUUUUUUCUUUAUUAGCUAUGUUUUAACCACUCGUGCGUUAUAAAAUUAGUUUAACUUUUCUUCUAUUUUUUUUUUUUUUUUUUUUUUUUUUUUUU
Molecule: messenger RNA, 5155 nt
Organism: Glossina fuscipes
Lineage: Eukaryota; Metazoa; Arthropoda; Insecta; Diptera; Glossinidae
Gene: Cdk12
Product: cyclin-dependent kinase 12
Exons: 7
Coding region: 940-4863 (1307 amino acids)
Biological process (GO): protein phosphorylation; positive regulation of transcription elongation by RNA polymerase II; transcription elongation by RNA polymerase II
Cellular component (GO): cyclin/CDK positive transcription elongation factor complex; nucleus
Molecular function (GO): ATP binding; cyclin binding; RNA polymerase II CTD heptapeptide repeat kinase activity
Source: RefSeq, a predicted model, not a curated record